Cololabis saira (Pacific saury) is the source of this 1880-nucleotide messenger RNA. RefSeq names its product short chain dehydrogenase/reductase family 39U, member 1 (gene sdr39u1). The coding region runs from base 110 to 1042 and encodes 310 amino acids. The transcript is spliced from 6 exons. Lineage: Eukaryota; Metazoa; Chordata; Actinopteri; Beloniformes; Belonidae. The record is from RefSeq and is a predicted model, not a curated record.
GGUUGAAUAAAAAACACAUGACUCCCCAGACUGGUAGGCUACUGAUGUAUGUGUUGGACGAACAAAAUAGACUGAUUUAGAUUCAGCACUGGGCGGUAGUUCGCUGGCCAUGAGAAUCUUAAUAGGAGGGGGGUCUGGCUUCGUGGGUCGUGAGCUGACACACUUGCUGAGAGACAAAGGUCACGAGGUUACGGUGAUAUCUAGGCAACCAGGUCCUGGAAAGAUAACAUGGGGUGAAUUGGAGUCUCAAGGCCUCCCACCAUGUGAGGGUGCUGUCAACCUGGCUGGAGAGAAUCUCAUGAACCCUCUUCGAUGGUGGAAUGAAAGCUAUAAAAAGGAUUUAUUCUCCAGUCGCAUUGACACGACAAAAGCUUUGUCUCAGGCCAUCGCUGCGUCCCCCAGUCCACCUCGCUCCUGGGUGCUGGUAUCUGGUGUCGCUUGUUACAAACCCAGUCUGACAGCCGAAUACACAGAGAACAGUGAGUGGACACCGUUUGACCUGCUCUCAAAACUUGUUAAAGAAUGGGAGGCUGCGGCACUCCUCCCCGAGAGCGUUGCAAAGGUCACCAGACAGUCCAUCAUUCGCCCUGGAGCGGUGCUCGGUCGUGACGGCGGGGCCAUGAAACAAAUGCUGCUGCCCUUCUGGCUUGGCCUCGGGGGCACCCUGGGCUCUGGAGGACAGCCGUUCCCCUGGAUCCACGUGUCAGACCUGGCAGGAAUCAUCACCCACUUUCUGGAGGCCCCUGCAGACACAUCCUCCUCCUCCUCCUCCUCCUUCUCCUCUUCCGUACCACAGGUGUACAACGGAGUCGCCCCUGCUCUUAACACCAACUACGAGUUCACCAAAGAACUGGGUCGGGUCCUGAGGCGGCCCACCAUCUUGCCCGUGCCUGGCUUCGUCAUGAACGCCCUAAUGGGCUCUGAAAGGGCCGUGGUCCUCACUCAAGGCCAGAAAGUCAUCCCACAAAGGACUCUAGAUGCUGGAUUUCAGUACAAGUACCCAGACCUGAGCUCAGCGCUGAAACAGAUUGUUGGGAGUUAACGACAGCUUAGGUUUGCUUAGUUUGUUUUUCCAUAUUAAACCAUAAUAACUAGAUAUACACAGUUGGGUAAAAGUGUUUGCACACUCGGGAUUUGAGGUGUACUGUGAUUUCAGAUAAAUGAAGUUAAGGGGUCAGGUUUAGAAAGAAAAGAAAUUGGAUAAAAAUUCUGAAUGUGUGUUUAAACUUUGCAGUAAAACUCCUCAGUGCAAAAACUCAAUUACUGCAAUAACUUAUUUCCAAGAUGGUAUUUCCAGUCAAAAUGUCAACUGUACAGGAUUUUACACAACCUAGAAACUAACGGUUUGAUAAAAGGUAAAUGGGCUGUGAUAAGGAAUCACAUGAGGUGUUGUGGGUUAAAAUCCCACACAGUUUGCAAAUAUCUGGCACCAUCUGUACUUUAAAUCUGGGCAGGAGCCUGCAGGCAUUGCAGUUUUUGGUGCCGGUUUGGACAGGUUGAGCUGUGUCCUUGCUUAUCUAAAGGAAUGAAAUGCUUCUCUCAUGACUUGGUGUUAAAAUGAACUGGUAAAAGUCAACCUCAGUGGGUUCUGUGGCAAAACCUCCGGCCACUCAGGAUUGCUCUCGAGAAGCACGCUACUCCUAAAUAGAGGGAGCGAGAUGAUUAAUAGUGUGCUCUGCUCUACGUCUCCCUCUCCAGCUGAGCAGAAACCAAACCCCGCCACCACAAAUACUUUUAUACCCGAGUUUACGGCUCAUAAUAUAACAUACUCUGUAUCUCCAUCACAGUGCAUUCAUUACAGAUGUUUCUUCUGAACCUCGUUUAUAAAUCUGUCCGGGGAUUUUGUUAUGUUUGCUGAGGAAAUAAAACAAUUUAUUGAA